AUGACGAAAUUCCGAGGCUGUAUCGAUAUCCACUCUGGACAGGUCAAACAGAUUGUCGGAGGCACUCUGACGGACUCAGACGCUGAUCUCAAGACCAACUUUGUCGCUACCCAGCCUCCGGGAUACUUUGCCCAGUUGUACAAGGACAACAAUGUCGUGGGCACCCAUGUUAUCAAGCUGGGUCCUGGCUGCGACGAGGCUGCCGAGGAAGCCCUUGCUGGCUGGCCCGAUCAUCUUCAAAUUGGAGGAGGCAUCAACCACGACAAUGCCGAAAAGUGGAUCAAGCUGGGAGCUUCUCAUGUGAUUGUCACUUCUUUUCUGUUCCCCGACGCCAAGCUCGAUAUGAAGCGACUCACAGAUCUGGAGGCCAUUCUGGAGCCCUACGGCGGCAAGAAGCGCAUUGUGGUGGAUCUGUCGUGUCGACGAAAAGACGGCAAGUGGGUGGUGGCUAUGAACCGAUGGCAGACGCUCACAGACACAGAAGUCAACAAGGAGACGCUGGAGCAGCUGGCCAAGCACUGCGACGAGUUUCUGAUCCACGCUGCUGACGUGGAGGGUCUCUGUAACGGCAUUGAUGAGGAGCUGGUAACUAAGCUGGGAGAGUGGCUUGAGGAGGGUCAUUUGCCCCCUGUGACGUAUGCUGGCGGCGCCAAGAACAUUGAUGAUUUGGCCCUGGUGCAGAAACUGUCGCAUGGCAAGGUGGAUCUGACCUAUGGAAGUGCCCUCGACGUGUUUGGGGGAGACAAGGUCAAGUUCAGUGACUGUGUCGAGUGGAAUGAGAAGAUGCACAAGUAG
Messenger RNA from Yarrowia lipolytica CLIB122, 795 nucleotides. RefSeq lists its product as uncharacterized. Gene Ontology annotation, molecular function: 1-(5-phosphoribosyl)-5-[(5-phosphoribosylamino)methylideneamino]imidazole-4-carboxamide isomerase activity. Gene Ontology annotation, biological process: L-tryptophan biosynthetic process; L-histidine biosynthetic process. The record is from RefSeq and is a predicted model, not a curated record. Gene Ontology annotation, cellular component: cytoplasm. NCBI's taxonomy places the organism in Eukaryota, Fungi, Ascomycota, Dipodascomycetes, Dipodascales.